CCGAAUCACUGGCUCACGAAGCGACGCCGUGCAGCCUCACUUGAGCCUUGUCUCCCGUUGGACAAAUGCACGACGCCGAUAUUGAACUUCAAAACCAGCUCUCAUUCCACCAGUAUUCCUAAGAGUGAGAUCUUGCCACCAAUCCUCUACAUUUAUUCUCAUUAUCCAGCAACUCAUGAGCCCCACCUUAUUGCUGCAUGACCAUAGAGGACUUUGAGGCUGUUGAUCAUCUGGAUUCACGACCCCGCAACCGGCCGGCUUCACAAUGUCUCCCAAGGUCUCUGCGAGGGACUUGCUCGAACUUGUUCAGCUCGCUUGGAAGGUCGUCGACUCAUGUCGCCAGGCUUGUGGUGAGCGGGAGCCACUGACCAAAGAGGUUACCAGCCUUCUUGGCGUCGUUUCUCAACUGCAACAAGAAGCGGAGAAGCCGAACUCCUCGCUCCGUCGGCAAGACGGUGUCAGCCGUGAUGAGUUGAAAUCAACCAUUCGAGGUUGCCGGAAACUACUCAGGGCGCUUGAUCAGUUCCUCGCGAAGUAUGUUCUCUCGCACCGGAAGGGGAGUAUCAGGAAACUCUCCCUCAAGUUUGGCAAUGGCGACGUCCUGUCUAUGAACGAUGUCUUGGAGGAAUUAUCAGUUCACAAGGCAGCUCUUUUAUUGAAUCUACGUCUGCUCACCCCAAGCUCUCGAGGAAGUGUUGGGUGGUCGUUGGGGAAGAAAUUUCCAGGGAUGCAGCAAUCAGUUCACUGGACGAUGGCCAGGAUCAAUUCCAGUCAUGAUGGAUCAUCUCUCGCUUCUUCGUAUUCAGAUGAUGAAAGGACUGUUUGGAAGGAGAUUCAAAGAGGGCUUGUUAAAGAUGGAUGGUCCAGUCGCGACGUCAAGAAGCAUCGGAAGGCUAUCAAGGAAUACAUCAAGAAUCUAAGCUGGAGUGACGCUUUCGACGAAACCCCGCCUUCUUCGAACCCUUCUCUACAUAGAGAACCCCAGGGCGCUUUCCCACGUCAAGUAUAUACGCCAGAGAGCUUCCCUCGAGAAAGCUUCUCGCGAGACGGCCUCCCGCAGGAAAAUUUUCCUCCACCACCACCUCCGAACUUCCCACCACAAGACUUCCCGCAACAGAACUUCCCUCCUCCACCGCCUCCGAACUUCCCACCACAAGGCUUCCCGCAGGAAAACUUUCCUCCCCCACCACCUCCGAACUUCACACCACAGAGCUUCCCGCAGGAAAACUUUCCUCCCCCACCACCUCCGAACUUCACACCACAGAGCUUCCCGCAACAACACUAUGAACGACCUAUCUUCCCGCCACAAAAUUAUGAACGGCCUAUCUUCCCACCGCAACACUACCAACGAUCCAUCUUCCCACAGCAAAACUUCUCGGAACAGCAGGACUUCUCGGAACAACAGAACUUCCCGGAACAGCAGGACUUCCCGGAACAGGAGAAUUUCUCGGAACAGGAUUUCCCUCAACAGGACUUUCCUCCUCCACCACCUCCGAACUUCCCACCGCAAGAUUUCCCGCCACAGGACUUUCCUCCUCCUCCACCUCCGAACUUCCCACCACAAGACUUCCCGCAACAGAACUUCCCUCCUCCACCACCACCAAACUUCCCACCCCAACACUUCACCCAGCCAGUUCCGGAACACGAGGAGGCACCACAGCAGAUCUAUGUAAUAAGAAGUGCCCCACAAGAAAGCCACCAACCGGAGAGUGACAUAUACGAACCGCCACAGCCCACUCCAUCCCCCCAGUACAUGCCGCCAUCCGUUUCAGAUGAUGGCCAACAAUUCGACGAGAAGUCAGAGUACCCUCUCCCACCGCAAACCCAGUCAGAAUUCUCGGUCCGCCCCGGUGACCUCUCAGACACUUUCCUCCAAUGCACUGAGAAGGACACCUGGAACGACAUGAUGGAGAGUCUUGUCACAACACUGAUCGAUCCCAGCAAGAAUGUCUAUUUCCCAUGUUCGACAUGCAAGAAAUUAGUUCCGACUGCUCAGGCGAGACUCGACCGCAGCCAAAACUGGUGUCGCAACUGUUUCCACGCCAUCGUUUACAACGUGCUCUACUACCCCCUUGUUCCUCCCGAAUGGUGCAAACUGCGUCACAUCUCCAAACAGCGUAUGCAGGAUAUCGCAACACCGAAGAUGAAAGGUCAAUGGGUCAACAACUACGAGCAACUGCGAGCCAUGCGGGGUAGACCAGCAGGUGGGAUGUUGGUCCCGAGUCUUGAGGACCCACCACUGCUGCUUUAUCGGAACCCGGCUGUUCAGGAUGAGAUCUCGGGGAGGACGUUGAGGACGGCGUAUUUCGAGAUUGCGUAUUUCGAGGAGCCAUUCUCGAGCUUUGUAGCAAGGAGGAAAUGAAUAGUGUAAAAACGGGUUCAAAAAAAAAAACACAAAAUUUCGGUUGAGCGGGGGUUUACUUUGGGUGCUUCUACUUUUGGGGAGUUUGGGGGUUUCAAAAUAGGGAAAAUGAUUGUGGGCGAGCUUCAUGCCUUACGAAAUGAUGAGGAGGUGGGAUUCUGAUUUACGGUUGUGGCACGGCUGGGGGAGUUAGUUUGUACAUGCUGGAUCUGUAUUUUACCUUGGUGAUGAGUUUGAAAGCAAACAUUUGGCGGCCAAAGAAUCAUUGAGCACGUGAUUUGUGGUUCCGUGUCAUCAAAACCCACUCAUAUUUCUCACCACACUCUC
Hyaloscypha bicolor E is the source of this 2689-nucleotide messenger RNA. RefSeq lists its product as uncharacterized. NCBI's taxonomy places the organism in Eukaryota, Fungi, Ascomycota, Leotiomycetes, Helotiales, Hyaloscyphaceae. Bases 266 to 2362 code for a protein of 698 amino acids. The transcript is spliced from 2 exons. The record is from RefSeq and is a predicted model, not a curated record.